UGGAAUGAAGGUAUCUUACGAAAGUAAGGGAAUUGCAUUUAAAUCUUCACUAAUGGCACUGAUCUAUAAAGAUAAAGAAAUAUUGGAAAGUCUAAAACAAUGUGUGAAGAAUCAUCAGGAAAUUCUGAGGUUGUCAAAGAAACUGAAUAAAGUGUACAGUGUAUUGGUUGGGUCUGACAUUCUACUCGCACUAUUCUUAUUCUGCCUCAUUCUGUUCCAGCUAACAAGUGUACCAGAAAAGCAGUCAGUCAGAGAUAUAAUCAAGUCCCUCACAUUUCUGGCUAGUGCUGGUAGUUUGAUUUUUAUUGUAUGCUGGCUUGGAAGUGAACUAGAGAAAGUGAGUCUGUUGCUACAACACGGAGUGUUUGACAGUGGUUGGCCGCUGAGAAACGGAAGACUGAACCAGCUGUUGCCUACAAUACUGCUGGUCUCAAGUAGACCUCUCACACUGUCUGCAGGAUACACAUACAACGCUAACUUGGAGCUAUUCGCCUCGACAAUGCGCUUUGCAUAUUCAUUCUACACGCUGCUAGUCAAUGCUCAACAAGGAUGAAUAGGAAACUUGAUGCUGUCUGCUGUUACUUAGUAGUGAUUAAUUAUUUGCUAACUUAUGUUGCAUAGUGUUUGUUAUUGCUAACUUGUGAAUUGACACUGGCUAUAUUCUUUAACACUGAUAGCGUUGCUUACUUAAAAGAAAUAUUAUUACACUAGUAUCGGUACAGCUAGGGGAGCGAGUUGGUCUAGGGGUAGAGUGUCUAGGCUUCAGUGUGUCUGAGGUCUCGGGUUCAAAUUUUGUCAAUCCCCAAUAAUUCCUCUUAGCUGCCCUUAUUACAUGGCUGCAACCAUUCUAGCUUAACACGUUGACUGCGCGCGCCGACAAAAGUCGGCACCAGGCCAACAGAAAUAUAUUGAGUCAGUGUGAGCUUAGCCUCAGACGGAGACGUUAUAAUCGUUGCCAGCCUGCCAGCUUAGAAUGCGAGCUUUACUUUGGUGUGGGUUGGUACUAAAAUUUCCCGUAAAAUCCUGUCUGGCAAUGCUUUUGUCCCGGUUUCGGGGAUUUUUUCUCUUCAACCCACAUUACAAAGACACUGGAUACGGAUCCGUGCAGUGCUGCUACCUUUGGGUGUUUCAGUGAACUACAUCCACUCUCGGGGUAACGCAGCACAGUCACCACUGCUCUUUUGUGAUUCGUCAGACUGAAAUAUUUGAAUGCCAAUUGCGUUCGCUGAUUCGGUUGCGCGCCGGGGCUUCGCCCGCCACUGGGGAGCGCCUGUAUAGUCGGCACGCGCAGUCAACGUGUUAAUUAAUAUGUAAAUCGGUUGGGCCACAGCAUAGCUAGGAUGUGAAGGGGAGACAUAUAGUAGUAUUGUUGCAAUGACUUUUCCAUCUUAAUAAGUACUAACUAAUGGAAAAGUUCACAAUUAUUGGAAUAAGAUAAAGACUUUGUAUUUAUUUUAGCUCGAUAAGUUCAGUGGAAUGUUAUUUUUUCCUAGCACUGUGA
Molecule: messenger RNA, 1501 nt
Organism: Macrosteles quadrilineatus (aster leafhopper)
Lineage: Eukaryota; Metazoa; Arthropoda; Insecta; Hemiptera; Cicadellidae
Product: putative odorant receptor 71a
Exons: 5
Coding region: 5-553 (182 amino acids)
Biological process (GO): sensory perception of smell; detection of chemical stimulus involved in sensory perception of smell
Cellular component (GO): plasma membrane
Molecular function (GO): odorant binding; olfactory receptor activity
Source: RefSeq, a predicted model, not a curated record